Messenger RNA from Rotaria sp. Silwood2, 1569 nucleotides. The record is from the annotation of a GenBank genome assembly. Lineage: Eukaryota; Metazoa; Rotifera; Eurotatoria; Philodinida; Philodinidae.
AUGGCUGAUGCACUAAGUCUUCUUCGUCAAUUUAUAUUUGAAAAUAAAGAAUAUACAAUUGAAAAUGAUCGAUUCGUUUUUAAUGAUCUUGCAUAUCCAAAAGAUAUUAAAACAAAUUAUCUCGUUUAUGGUACUGGUAAAGAUAAUACACCAAAAGAUUAUUAUACACUUGAGAGUAUUGUUUUUCUAUUAAAAAAUGUUGAGUUACAACAUGCAAAUUAUGUCAAAAAAGCGGCAGAGAAAGGUAUUCCCGCUAUAAGUCGGCCAGAUCGUAAAGAUCUUUUAGCUUAUUUAACUGGACAAGCAAAUACAGCUGAUCGAAUCGAUAGAAAUGCUCCCUUGGAAAUCGCUAUGCAACGACCAUUGCAAGUUAAUAAGCGACCAGCAGAAGAUCCUCGUUUGGAUAAUGCAAAAAUGGCUCGAGUUGAAGAUGAUGAUAUGCAAAAAUUAAAAGAUCGUCGAGAAAAAAAGUUCGAUGAAAAAAGUAAAGAAAUAACAGCUGAUCAAAUUCGUCCAUUAUCCGGUGAAUUAUCUAAGGAAGCAAUUCUUAAAUUACGAGCUAAAAUUCGUGCAACAGCUCGUGAUAAAAUUGUUGAUUUAAAAGAAAAUGAAGAUACACCAGAACCAAGUACAGAACCAUUACCAAUUACAGCUGAUACAUUUGAAAUUAUGAAACGUGAACGAACAUGGAGAAAUCGUACAACAGUUUUACAAAGUUCAAAUAAAAAUUUUGCAAAAAAUAUUCUUUUAAUAUUAAAUUCUAUUAAAGCAAAAGAAGAAAGUGAACAAAAACAAGAAGCACUUGCUGCACAGCGAUCACCUGUUCGUGAUACAACAACUCGUGCACCAGUUGAAGGUUAUUCUCGAUAUAAUCAAGAAAAAUUUGUUCCAAGAGAUGAUUCGGAAUUUAAAAUUGAUACACAUGCUUCAUAUCAUGGUUUAACAUUAAAAACAGUCACAGAAGGUGCAACACCAAAUAAACCUCUUACACCAGCAAAUCCUUCAAUACCUAAACCUAUUGUUCCUGCAAAUGAUAAAUUAAAUACUUCAAAUACUGAUACAUCAAAACGUCCAUCACGCACACCAAUUAUUAUUAUUCCACCAGCAUUAACAUCAUUAAUAACAAGAUAUAAUUGUAAAGAAUUACUUGAAGAUUUAAAAUAUAUAUCAACAGAAGAAGGUAAAGCAAGUGGUACUAAACGUGAUGGUGAUAUAUUAAUACAACGUAAAAAAGGAAAUUUAACAGUACCAUAUCGAAUAACUGAUGAUCCUCUUCGAUUAACAAAACAAGAUUGGGAAGAACGUGUUGUUGCUGUAUUUGCACAAGGACCUGCUUGGCAAUUUAAAGGCUGGCCAUGGUCAGGAAAUCCGGUGGAAAUUUUUCAAAAAAUUAAAGCAUAUCAUAUUAAAUGGGCUCAAUUAAAAACUGAUGCAAAUAUAGCGAAAUGGUGUGUACAUUUAAUUGAAUUAGAUCAAAAUAAACGUCAUUUGGAUUGUGCUCGUAUUCGAACAUUUUGGGAUUCACUUGAUCAAUUCAUUGCUAAACAUAGAUCAACGUUGAGGUAUUAA